AUGGACUCCGUCGCAGGCAAAUUGGAGUUGCAGCGCUUCUUCCUGCUGUGGACCCUCAAUGCCCAGCUGGUCACUAAAGGACACGAAGCACUGACACAUCCUCUUGCUGAAUCCAUCUGGGGCUCCAGGGGUGGAGAGCGGGUGGGGGGCUGCUGGCCCAGCUCCGACAGGGCUCCUGUUUUGGUCUGUGUUGAUGACAGACAAGGACCCCGGAAGAGCCCCCUCAUGCACCCCCAUAGCUGUCCGAGCCUCGUGCCUCGGAGCCACCUCGACCGCGUCUCCGUCAGGCCCUCCUUGCUGCCUGGCCCUGUGCAGGCAGCUCUCACCUGGAGGGCCCCGGGGGCAGCUUUGGGAGAAGAGGCCGGGCCACCCACUGGCCGGCCCGCUGAAUCCAUUCAGGACAGCCCUAGGAGCUUGCAGACCCAGGGAGAGGAGGACUUCCUGGGUCGAUGGGUGGACAUGGAGACCAGCUUUCAGAGCUCCACUGUGACUGCAGGAUUUAGACAACGCAUGGUCAUCUGGGCAGCUUGGGUCUGUCUCUUCCUAGAACUGGCUGAGCUGGUGUUUGCCCACUGCGCGGCUGCAUUCAAGCCCGGCAAACCAACGAAAACCAGUCGUCAACUCCUGAGAGAGGCCUUUCUGAGCUGUCGUGUGGACCACGGCGACCCCGUCAUGCUGGAGCCCUCCCCCGCUUCAUCAUAA
Rangifer tarandus platyrhynchus (Svalbard reindeer) is the source of this 702-nucleotide messenger RNA. The record is from the annotation of a GenBank genome assembly. NCBI's taxonomy places the organism in Eukaryota, Metazoa, Chordata, Mammalia, Artiodactyla, Cervidae.